CCUAAUAAUGCUAUUCUGCUACCCUUGAGGGUGAGACAGAGAAAAAGAAAUAACCGAGUGCUCUCUAUCUCUGUCCUCGCUGUUUUGGAGUAUAUGCUCUCUCUCUCCCUCUCCUCAUUCUCCAGCUCGACCCCUACAAGGUGGAGUGAGACUUGGAUCUCAGUCUCUCUCUGUGAUUCAUCCGUAUCUCCUAGAUUUCUCCUGGCCUCCGUUGGACUCCCUUCCGGUGCUCUUCGGAGCUCCCACGCUCUUUUUCUUUGGAGCUCCAGUGAGGCCAAGCUGGUGGCUUUCCGGUGGACCGGUUUGGAUUUCAGAGCAAGGCCGAAGAUUAUAAGUCCAUGAUGCCGGUGAUGAUGAUGGCCUCCCACCUUUUGACUGGCGCGACCACCUCCACCACACCUCCUGCGCCAAAAUAAAAAUCGAAUCUUGGGCUUCAGACAAUGCCGCAGUACCAGCAACCGCUGUCCUGGAGGCUGGAGGGAGGCGGGCGGAUCCUGGAUCUGGAGACGGCCGUGAAAGAUGGCAUCUUGGGCGGCGGCGGAGGCGGAGGCGGGGGCUGGGGCGGCCCAGGCUGCGCCGCCGGCGGCGAGAAGGUGGACUUGAAGAAGAUGAUCGAGGAGCUGGAGCCGGUGGAGGAUGUCCCCUCGGUGUUCAUCUGCCCCAUCUCUCUCGAGGCCAUGCUGGAUCCGGUGACCCUGUGCACGGGCCAGACCUACGAGCGCACCAACAUCCUCAAAUGGCUCUCCAUGGGCCACCUCACCUGCCCCACCACCAUGCAAGAGCUCUGGGACGACGCCGUCACGCCCAACCGCACCCUCCACCAGCUGAUCCACGCCUGGUUCUCCCAGCGCCACCUCCGCUUCAAGAAGCGCUCCGAGGACGUCCAGGGCCGCGCCGCCGAGCUCCUCGACACCCUCAGAAAGGUUAAAGGCCAUGCCAGAGUUCAGGCUCUGAAAGAGCUCCAAAAGAUGGUCGUCGACCACUCCUCCAUCAAGAAGACCGUCGCCGACUCCGGCAGCAUCGCCCUUCUGACGUCCCUUCUAGGUCCCUUCACUUCCCACGCUGUCGGCUCGGAGGCGAUCGGCAUCCUCGUCAAUCUUUCUCUGAACUCUGAGGCGAAGGCGAAUCUGAUGCAGCCGGCGAAGGUCUCGCUGGUCGUCGACAUGCUCAACGAGGGGACGACCGAGACCAGGAUCAAUUGCACGAGACUCAUAGAGAUGCUGAUGGGGGAGAAGGAUUUCCGGCCGGAGAUCGUGUCAAGUUUGAGUCUUCUGGUGGGGUUGAUGAGGCUGGUGAAGGAUAAGAAACACCAUCCCAGUGGCACCUGGGCCGGCCUAAGUUUGCUCAAGACCAUCUGCUCCCACCAGCGGCAGGUUCGAAGCCUCAUCGUCAGGGUCGGUGCCGUUGCGCAGCUCGUCGAACUCUUGCCGGAUUCCAGUCUCGAGUGUCUGGAAUUGGCUCUCCAGAUCCUGAAUGAUCUCUCGGCGAUCCCGGAAGGGCGGGUGGCGUUGAAGGAUUGCCCUCAGGCUAUUCCCAAUGCCGUGAGGCUGUUGAUGAGGGUGUCCGAGUCCUGUACUCAGCAUGCGUUGUCCAUCUUAUGGGCGGUCUGUAAGCUCGCUCCCGAUGAAUGUGCGUCGCGAGCGGUGGAGGCGGGCUUGGCUGCAAAGUUGUUGCUUGUAAUACAGAGUGGCUGCAGUCCGGAGCUAAAGCAGCGGUCGGCCGAGCUGUUGAAGCUAUGUAGUCUCAAUUACACGGCAACCCUGUUCAUGUCCAAGUGCAAGCUCACGGGGACGAUCCAGUGAUGAGAGCAUGAUCCAUCGCAGAUUGCUUUUCUGUUCAAUGCCUCCUGUGGCUCAGCUUGAUUGGAAUCAAAUGGGUGAUCAAUUGGAGGGAGCUCGAAUGGUCGAUCGGAGUUGGCUGGCAUUGCAUUGCAUGGAUGGACAGAGCUUUAGAUACUGGCGGCCGCAAAGACCGGCCUAUCUAUGGCAAGCAAGGACUUGAAACUGGGAGGUAUACAAGCUCGGCUCUGUUGGCUUAUGCUAGGAACGCUCUGUAGCUCUCUGUUCCAUGGAUUCUCCAUGGAUGAAGAAGCAUCAAAAUGUAGAUGAUUCGCGGCGAACCGGUUUGUGGAUUCGGAUCCACGUGGCCUGGAAGCAAGAGUUUUCCUCCUCAAUCAGAUGGUGCGGUUGCGAUGUCGGGUAGCCUUUUUGGUUCAGCCCUUACCCUGCGAUCAAGUUUAGAAUGUGGAUAUAUGCCAGAACUUGUAAAUCUUUUUGAUGAAAUUGAUGAAUUUGAGAAUUCUAUACCAUAAUUUUGUUUCGACACAA
Phoenix dactylifera (date palm) is the source of this 2327-nucleotide messenger RNA. Lineage: Eukaryota; Viridiplantae; Streptophyta; Magnoliopsida; Arecales; Arecaceae. The record is from RefSeq and is a predicted model, not a curated record.